Molecule: messenger RNA, 559 nt
Organism: Acanthocheilonema viteae
Lineage: Eukaryota; Metazoa; Nematoda; Chromadorea; Rhabditida; Onchocercidae
Source: the annotation of a GenBank genome assembly
AUGUGUAAUGAUGAUUUGUUUCGUUUCGUUGCAAUUGGAAAUAUUGUGAUAAGUACAUUAACAGUUGCUUGCAUGAUUGUUUUUAUUCCAAUAUUUACGGCUAAAAUUGAAAAUGAAACAAUGGAAACACAAAUACUGAUCGAGAAAUUUCAAGAAAGGACGAAUGAAAUAUGGAUCAACUUGAGGAAUAUUAUUCCAUCAAGAUUUCAUAAGAAAUUGUCAUAUCAUCGGACAAUACGAUCAUUUGGAGAAGCUGGAGCAUGCCGAGGAUGUUAUUCGUUGGCGUGUCCGUAUGGACCACCUGGAUCACCGGGUCCCUCAGGAUUGGAUGGUUUUCCUGGUGAUGCGGGAAAGCAGGGAAAACCAGGCAUGGAUGGUUAUGACAUACAACUGGAACCAGAAUCUGAUCUUCCAUGUGUUCUUUGUCCUACUGGGCCACCGGGACAACGCGGUCUCCAAGGUGAACGAGGACGGAGAGGCGAACCAGGACCGAAAGGUGCAGUUGGAGAACAUGGAAAGCCUGGAAUGGAAGGUUAUGCUGGUAGGAUGGGAAAUGAAG